Messenger RNA from Acanthisitta chloris (rifleman), 621 nucleotides. It is a transcript of the gene LDLRAD1, whose product is annotated as low density lipoprotein receptor class A domain containing 1. The record is from RefSeq and is a predicted model, not a curated record. Gene Ontology annotation, molecular function: protein binding. NCBI's taxonomy places the organism in Eukaryota, Metazoa, Chordata, Aves, Passeriformes, Acanthisittidae. The transcript has 6 exons. Bases 1 to 621 code for a protein of 206 amino acids.
AUGAACAAAAUUCACCCCCAGAGGAAUGGUGGUGUAGCUACUUGGGGCUCAACAAAGUCCUCCUCUGGAGAAAGAGGUCCCUGCCGUCCAUGUGGUUCCUGCACCAGCUGCACACGGAGGCGUAUCUGCAUCUGUGCCAUAGCACUGCUCAUCCUCUUAGCUGCUGUGGGCAUGGGGGUGGCCCUGGGACUCCUGCCACGGGCACCAGUGAACCGUUUCUGCACAGCCUCCAACAACCAGACAGGCUUCUUGUGUGAUGACAGAGCGACCUGCAUCCCUGCCAGCCAGGUCUGUGACAGAGCCAGCAACUGCAGGGACGGAGAGGAUGAGCAGGAGAAGCUCUGUGGUGACUUGCCCCACAGCCUCCCAGGAUACCUGGUUUUCCACUGCAGUAACCCCACGUCCUGGGUCUAUGCUGAUCAGAGGUGUAACGGGAUGAACGACUGUGGAGACUGCUCUGAUGAGAUAGGGAGCUUGGCCUCCUGUCCCCUGUGUGGGUGGGAGUGGUGGAGCUGCAGCCCUGUGCACUAUGAGUACUGCUCCUGCAUCCCCAGGAGGCUGUGCCAGGAUGGCAUCCAGCACUGCCUCGGCUGGUCCGAUGAGUACAUCUGCAGGCCAUGA